Messenger RNA from Chara braunii, 6157 nucleotides. Lineage: Eukaryota; Viridiplantae; Streptophyta; Charophyceae; Charales; Characeae. The record is from the annotation of a GenBank genome assembly.
UGGGUGCGUGUUUGAGGCCGCAUUCUAUAAUUAUUAUAAACAAAAUCUGGAGGAAGGUAUGUACUUAGUGUAUGUCUUUGCAGAGGGUGAGCCAGUGAAAAUGCCUCCAGAGAUGGAGGGAGUGGUCGCUAAUUACCCUGAUCUAUUUGAAGAGCCGAGAGGGGUUGUUGAGAUGGAGGUCGUCCAUGCGAUAGAGAUUAUCCCAGGGUCUAAUAUUCCGAAGGGUAAGAUCUAUGAGAUGCCUUCAGCGGAGCCUGGUGAGCUUCACCGACAGCUGAAGGAUCUCAUAGAGAAGGGUUGGAUCCGGCCUAGUAUCUCCCCUUAUGAAUUUCUUGUCUUGUUUGUACCAAAGAAGGGGGGAACGUUGAGGAUGUGCAUUGACUAUAGGGGCGUCAAUGCCAUCACUGUGAAAAACGCAGAGCCCCUACCAUACAUCGAUGACUUAUUGGACCGAGUACAAGGGUGUCGGUACUUCAGUAAGAUACAUCUGAAGCCUAGUCUGGAUACCAUCAGAUUGCAAUCCGGCCCAAGGACCAACACAAAACCGCUUUUUGGACCAGCUGACACAGGUGCAGGGAAGGUUGAGGUCGUGAUYAAGGCUGAAGGGGAACCCUCAGCCAUAACACCACCUCCCCCUCCUCCGACCCCUGUGCAGCGGCGCAAGAGAGAGAUCCAGGAAAAGCUGCGAGAGCAACAGACUCUGCUCGCAGAAGCCGAGAGACAGGAGGCUGCUGAACUAGAAGCUGCAACAGAUGCUUCCAGAAAAGAACAUCUGCUGCAGCAGGCCCAGAAAACUGUUGCAGAUACUAGAGUGGCCCAGUGUACAAGGGACCUGGCUGAGCUGGUCCUCCUGCAGGACAAGCUGACCGCCGGCCACUUUACAAACUGGGAUGAGAGGAUCCAGAGGCUGGAGACCAGAGUGGCGGAUCUGGGAACUCAGCAGUCAAAGAUCCUGGAUGCUAUCCAGAAUCUGACUGCUCAGUUAACAACAGCCAAUGUCGUCACGCCGGUCACAAAGACAGGAGAUCAUUUGGACGUGCAUUACUGGACAUGGAAGCUAAGCUUCAUGUCCAGGCCCCCUCCAGUGACAGGAGGAGAGGCGCCUUCCCUCGUGGUGGUAGAAAGGGAAAGGCGGCCUUUGCAUAUGCGGGGUCUGGGUCAGCCUCUGACACAGGUCCGCAUAGGGGACUCCACUGUUCUGACCAUCAGGGAGAAGGUCAGGGGCAUCCCUGUUACCUUCGACAGCGCGGGAGAAGUCAGACACGGUCUGAACUUCUACAUCUUCCCUGACCUACCCUUUGACCUUGUGUUCUCUAUGCAGUGGCUGAGAGCAGUCAACCCAAGGAUCGACUGGCAGAUCCCCAAGGUUGAACUGCCAAACAGCAAAGGGGUGUAUCAGCCUUGCAUGAUCGCAGUUGAUCAUCACCCUCAGACUUCCUGCUUCUGCUUGAGAGCGAGAGAGUUUUAUGCUCUCUCUCGCCAAUAUGAUCAUGAGCAUAUGUUCAUCGCUCUGGUCAAGCAGACAGACGUUCCCUCUACUCCCUGUCCUCCUGAGAUACAGCAGGUUGUGGACCAGUAUGCUGAUCUGAUGCAAGAGCCCUUUGGGUUACCCAACCGGCCAACCAAGCAUCAUAUUGAGUUGUUGCCUGGGGUGGUCCCUCCCAAGGGCCGCAUCUAUAGGAUGUCACCUGCUGAGCUUGAGGAGCUCAGGCGACAGCUUGAGACCCUGACCAGCAAGGGCUGGAUCAGGCCCAACACUUCUGAAUUCGGUGCYCSAGUCCUCUUUGUUCCAAARGGGAGUGGYGAGUUCRGAAUGUGCAUMRACUACAGGGGUCUCAAYAAGAUCACUAGGAAGAGYACAGAGCCACUUCCUAGGAUCGAUGACCUACUGGAUAUGGUCCAGGGCUGCACCAUUUUCAGCAAAGUCGACCUCAAAUCUGGCUACCACCAGAUUGAGAUGGCAGAGGAGGACAUCCACAAGACGGCCUUCAAAACCAGGUAUGGUACUUAUGAGUACCUGGUGAUGCCAUUUGGACUUUGCAAUGCACCUGGCACAUUCCAGACUGAGAUGCACCGCAUCUUUAAGCUGUACCUGGAUGAGUUCAUGGUUGUUUACCUGGAUGAUAUCCUGGUAUUCAGCAGGACUGCCAGGGAACAUGCCGAGCACUUGGCUCUAAUUCUGCAGGCAUUACGUGACAGCCAGUAUAAGAUCAACAGGGAGAAGUCCUCUUUUGGAGUUCCCUCUGUUAUCUAUCUGGGUCAUGUGAUUUCUGGAGAUGGGCUGGCCCCUGAAGCAGCCAAAGUUGCUGCUAUUCAGGAUUGGCUACAGCCCCAGACAGUCCUGUUCCAGUUGCUACGCCCUGUGAUCUCUCCUGAUCAGCAGGAUUGGGAUCUCCACUUGGCGAGGGCACAUCUCAUGUAUAACAUGUCUGUCCACUCCUCGACAGGGUUCAGUCCCUACCGGUUACAUUGGGGACGUGAACCGCAACAGCCUCUCGAUGACAUCAUCGAUAAGGCUAAGCCUGACCUUACCCCAGGCAGUGCGGAGCUCGCCAGACGCUAUCGUCUGGAUGUGGAGAGAGCCCGGGCGAACUUGUUCAAGGCCCAAAAGGCCAUGAUUGAACAAGCUAACCGCCACAGGCGGCCUUCCCCCAUCCUUACUGAUGACUAUGUCUGGGUGGCCAGUUUUGAGUUGUCGAGGGAGGAGGAUAUUUCCCCCAAGCUGCUGCCGCGCUACCUGGGUCCGUGGCAGGUUCUAGAUACAGUGGGCGCUGAUCCCUUCGGUCCGUCGUACGUCAUCGACGUCCUGCUGCAUCUACGAACCUAUCCGGUCUUCCAUGCAUCCAAGCUGCUGCCUUUCAUGCCAGCUGAUGCAUUCCCUGACCGGCCUCCUCAAUGGGGCCCACCAAUCCCUGGUAAGGGAUAUGAUGUGGUAGCCAUUGAGGAUGAGUGGGGCAUUGGCCCCGACCGGCAGUAUCUUGCCAGGUUUGCGUUUCAGCCCCCUUCUGAGAACCGGUGGUUCUACAGAAGAGACCUGAUCAAGACAACAAAGGUCACGGUCGCUGAUGAUGUUCUCGGGGAGAUCGUGAUGGCAUUCGACAUGGUCGAAGAAGAGAAUGGCGACGUCCUUGGUGUUAUGCGAUGUGGUGCAACGGAUGAAAUGGGCGCGUUUAGUCAAGCGGCAAAUGAUGACAUAGAUGCAAUCAUGUUCGCGGUCGGUCUUGGGGAGACCGCAAACGAAGUCCAUGGAGAUGGACUGCCACCGGUGGGUGGGGAUCGGGAGAGGGCAUCGGCAACACGGUUGCUUUUGACGGGUGUAUGGCAAAUGGUGAAGGUUAACUUGGUAUGGGCGUCAGACUUUGAGGGCAUGGAUCACGACGAGGAGCUCGUUCUCGUUGGAGGGGUAAUUUAUUUCCGCGGGAAGGAGUUUCUUGCUAGCGAAGGCGAUGGGGUAUUCGUUGAGUGGGGCCUCGGGGUGGGUAGGGGAUUCCUUGAUGGAGGGAGUUUCGGUGGUGUCACGAGGAAAAUGCUGGGACAGGACGGUUCCAAUGGCGAAGUCGAAGGCGUUGGUGGUGAUGAAGAAAUGGCGAGUGUGGUCGGCAAUCUCAAGGACGGGGGCGGUAGUGACGAGUUGUUUGAUGGCAUCGAAGGCGUUUUGGCAACGGUCGUUCCAAGUGAAGGGUUCGUCCUUGCGGGUGACUUCGUGGAGGGGGUACGAGAUGUCGGAGAAGUUGCGGAUAAAGGGGCGAUAUUAAUUGGAAUGUUGCGGGGCACUCGUGAUUCCAAAGGGCAUCACGAGGUAUUUGUAGUUCCCGCAUCGGGAAUGGAAGGUGGUAUUGAGGGUAUCCUCCUCGCGGAUGCGGAUCUGGUGGAAGCCACUGUGGAGGUCGAUCUUGGUAAAAUACUUGGCUCCACGGAGUUGAUCGAGAAGCUCGGAGAUCAGAGGAAGGGGGUACUUGUUCUUGAUCGUGAUCCGGUUAAAGGCGCGGUAGUCUGUGCACAUCCGAAAGGAGGAGGGUACGGUCAUGGUGACGACCGUGAUGGCGGGGGAGUUUCCCUCAAUUGUGGCUCGCCUGCGAGGUUGCGGGCGAUGCUGUUGACGGAGUCGGUGCGGAUGCCGAACAUAUCAAUGCUGGAUGAUUGGGCCAUGGUUGGGGACGAAGCGGUGGUAGAGGCGGCUGAGCGGCAGCAGCGGUGGCGUCAGCGGCUGUUGAGAGUUCCUGGUUGUGUGUGUCAUGCCCAGGGGGGAGUGCCUAUUUACAAGGGGCGGGUAACGCCAAUUGAUUUAGCGAUGAAGCCCAUGCAAUGUACGCUACUCGAGUACCCGGCAGCUAGUAAGAAUGCUAGAGAAAAGCUUUUGAGUAUCACCAAGAAGGUGAGAGUUCCGGUGGCCCAAGGGCCAAUCGUCUUGGGUAAUGUGGUAACCAAGGAGGGCGUUCAAUCCGGGACGGCACAGUCCUCCAGGAUCACAAUGGAGAGUCUGUCGGGGACGGCACAGUCCUCGAGGAUCACAAUGGAGAGUCUGCGGGUGAGUUGCUUCUCGGAGGAAGAGGUAAAGAGGAUUGUGGAUGCUCAAGAUGAGCGUAACCGCACUAGCAUCCCGAAGACAGGAGGUGGUCGAUCUAGGAUGUGCCAAGUCCGCCUAGCUGAGACCCUUUUUUCCAAAAGAAUGUCUUCGGAGGACAAAGUGGAAGUCGAAGAGAUCGGGGAUCGUAUUGUGAUCAACGAAGUAGGAUACGCGAAGGAGUGCGAGGAUGAGGAGUUUGGGGGAUAUAUUGUCUUUUUUGGAGGAAUCCCUCUAGCCGGCGGAGGUAGAAAACAUAAAACUGUGGUAGAGAAAGCAAAACCCGCCGCGGUAAGCCGGGACAAAACAGGGGAAGCGACGAUUUCCGAGGAAGAGAUAGCCGAGAUCAUCAAGAGGCGAAAGGAGAAGGAGGGGCAAAGAAUCAUUGCCCAAUGGGUGGAGAGGAUGGACAUAGGAGACAGGAACCUCACGAAGCGGGAAAAGGAGCACGUGAUAACUACCUUAAGGGGCUGCGACAAGGCUACAACCUUUGAUGACUCAGAGCGGGGAAGGAUAGACCCAAGAUAUGCCAAACCCGCAAAAAUUCAUACCAUCCCUUACGUGUCAUGGAAAGAUAGACCCCCGUGGAAGUAUGCGCAGAAAGAGGAGGAAAUAGUUGCCUUCAUAAAAGAGAAAAUCAGGACGUUCGUGGCCGAGCCAUGCGAAAGUGCCUAUGUGAACAAAUGUUUUUUUAUCCGGAAGGGAGAUAGCAACAAGCUUAGAUGGAUCCAAGAUCUUCAAAGAAAAAAUGUCGUCACCAUCCGAGACGUCGGAUCCAUACCCGAGGCGAAUCUCCUGUCGGAAGGAGCGGCGGGGCGAUCCAUCUACUCCAUCUGUGACCUUUUUUCGGGGUAUGAUGAGAUCCCCCUUGAUUAUCGUGAUAGACACAUGACGGCUAUGCACACUCCGUUAGGUCUAGUACAAAUGAUGGUUGUGCCAAUGGGAUGGACCAAUGGAGUCGCCGUUUUCCAAAGGGCGAUGAUCGCAGUCCUCAAGGAAUUCAUCCCGGAGAAAGUGGAAGUUUUCUUGGACGACAUUCCGAUCAAAGGGCCGGUAUGGAAGGACGAAACAGAGGUAUUUCCGGGGGUGAGAAAAUUUGUGGUGGAUCACAUGGCAGACAUGGAGGCGGUCCUCGGGAAGUUAGACGACGUGAACCUUACCGUCAGUGGGACUAAGAGCCGGUGGGCGGUCUCCUCUAUCAGGAUAUUGGUGCAAUCAGACUCGCUUUCAUUUACAUGCAUGCAAACAGUAGCGCAGCAAACUGGUGACAUGCGCCCACUCAAUACUAAGAGAUAUGGCAACCAGAUACGAGUUCACUUCCAAUGGCUAUGAAGAUAUAACGCCCAUACAACUCUCUGUUCGCAUACAGUGGAUCACCCUGGAUAUCCCACACGCGUCUCUCUGAACACUCACACACACACACACUGAACACCAACUAUAGCUAUGGCGGCUAUGGCCGCCUCUACCCUGCCGCUAUGGCUAAGCUUCGUCUCUCUGCCCACGUCGUCUUCGAGCUCACUGCAGACCUCCUUGCACAAGUCGUUGUGCAGCGCUUCCGCAUGGCUCACGCAGGAAUGAAUCAAUGGUUGGGCG